Messenger RNA from Cordyceps fumosorosea ARSEF 2679, 390 nucleotides. RefSeq lists its product as hypothetical. The transcript is spliced from 4 exons. NCBI's taxonomy places the organism in Eukaryota, Fungi, Ascomycota, Sordariomycetes, Hypocreales, Cordycipitaceae. The record is from RefSeq and is a predicted model, not a curated record. Bases 1 to 390 code for a protein of 129 amino acids.
AUGAGUUUUCCGGAAAGCACUGUGCCCUUGGACGAUGAGUAUCGCGACACCGUGGAGUACUGCGGCCGCACCUUCCACAAGUAUUCCCUGGAGACUGGUACAUACUUUGCGCCAGUAGACGAGGAGGAGGUUGAGCGGCUGGAGCUCAUGCAUGAUGUCCUGUCGAAAGUCUUCGAUAAUAGACUCAUCUUCCCGCCCAUGGUGACGCCGGAGAGUAUUCUCGACUGCGGCUGCGGUGCCGCGAACUGGGCUGUCGCUGUGGCUAAGAGGUAUCCCGACUGCGAGGUGCUGGGAAUAGAUGUCAGCCCGCACAUGCUGCCAGACCAUCCGCCGCAAAAUCUCGAUUUCCAAAUUGACGACCUUAAUGCGAGGUUCGACCUAGGUUCUUGA